This is a messenger RNA of Rhipicephalus sanguineus (brown dog tick), 807 nucleotides long. RefSeq names its product tigger transposable element-derived protein 6-like. The transcript has a single exon. The record is from RefSeq and is a predicted model, not a curated record. Gene Ontology annotation, molecular function: DNA binding. Gene Ontology annotation, cellular component: nucleus. Lineage: Eukaryota; Metazoa; Arthropoda; Arachnida; Ixodida; Ixodidae. Bases 1 to 807 code for a protein of 268 amino acids.
AUGACGCGGGAACUGUUCACGCAGUGGCUGCUGCAGUUCGCCAACACAAUGAAGAAGAAACAAAACAAGGUUCUUCUAAUCGUUGAUAACUGCUCGGCACAUAUGGUGAACGUACGUUUGAGCAAUGUGCAGCUUGAAUUUCUGCCCCCGAAUUGUACGUCUUUGCUCCAACCUUUAGACCAGGGCAUAAGAUGUGUGAAGGCCGAAUUUCGGAAUCGACUUGUGCAGCGCCUUCUCAUUAGCAUACAACUGAAGCCGCCCACGGAGGUCAACAUUCGUCGAGCCGCAGAAAUGCUGACAGGGUCGUGGUGGAACGUCAAGGCAAGCACCAUUAGCAACUGCUGGCGAAAGGCAGGUCUUCUUGAGACUUUGCUUACGCCGCAAGACUGCGAGCCAACGCCACGAGACUGCGAUGACGAAGCGGAGCUCGACCCAGAGCUUUGGAAUGAGCUUACCGAGAAGCUCCCGGUAGACGCUGCGGUAACCUUUGAGGAUUACGUAGACAGUGACUACGCAGCGGCUACAUCCGCAGAGCUCACCUGCAAAGAAAUUGCGAGUCAAGUGCGUGAGCAAGAUUGCUGUAGCAGUGACGAAGACGACGCUGGAGAUGCAGAGUCUCGGACAACGGAAGAGACUAUUUCCAGCUCGGUUGUUGUGGUGUUCCUUGAGAAGACCCGAUCAUACCUCGGGUGCUGCAAGGAUGUACCUGAAGACAUCCUUAGGAAGGUUGCGGACGUGGAGGCAUACAUUCACCAUCACCUGCUUUCUACUCGCCAGAAGAAGAUAACAGACUUUUUUAAGCAGUAA